Molecule: messenger RNA, 1143 nt
Organism: Caenorhabditis remanei
Lineage: Eukaryota; Metazoa; Nematoda; Chromadorea; Rhabditida; Rhabditidae
Exons: 11
Coding region: 1-1143 (380 amino acids)
Source: RefSeq, a predicted model, not a curated record
AUGGAACCAGCUGGAGUACCCACAAUGUUUCCAUUCUUGUCGGAAAAUAUGAGGCAGUUGGAUUAUUCUACGUAUCUGGUUGGGAAAUGGCAUUUGGGUUAUUGCAAGAAGGAGUUCUUACCAACGAAUAGAGGAUUUGAUUACUUCUACGGGUUUUAUGGACCACAAACUGGUUAUUUCAAUCAUUCUGCAGACCAAUACCAUCGAGAGCUAAAACGAGUCGUCAAGGGAUUGGAUUUAUUUGAAGAAGUUGGAAAUGGCAAAAGUGUUCCAGACUUUUCACAAAACGGAGUUUACUCUACGGACCUCUUCACUGACGUGGCUAUGAGUGUGUUGGAUAAUCAUAACACUACCAAACCAUUUUUCAUGUUUCUAUCCUAUCAAGCAGUACACCCACCUCUUCAAGUGCCCCGCUCAUUCGAUAAGUAUUGCUCACGAGUCAAGGAUCGCUAUCGCCGGAUUUAUUGCGGCAUGUUGACAGCAAUGGAUUUUGCAAUUGGAAGAUUGGUGGAGUAUUUGAAGGCGUCUAAUUUAUACGAGAAUACUGUGAUCGUGUUCACCAGUGAUAAUGGUGGAACUUCCAAUUUUGGAGCAUCGAAUGCUCCGCUCCGUGGAGAAAAGGAUACGAUUUGGGAGGGUGGUACGAAAACAACGACUUUUGUGCAUUCACCAAUGUAUAUUGAAGAAGGGGGUACCCGUGAAAUGAUGUUCCAUGUUGUUGAUUGGCAUGCCACCAUUCUGUCGAUCACUGGUUUAGAAAUUGAUUCCUAUGGCGACGGUAUCAAUCAGUGGGAGUAUAUCAAAACGGGUCGCCCGAAGUUUCGUCGCUUCCAAUUUGUUUACAACAUUGACAAUCAUGGCUCGGCAAUACGAGAUGGCGAUUAUAAACUGAUCGUUGGAAAUGUCGAUCGGAAGAUGUCAAAGGACAAGAAUAGGACACGAUUGUUUAGGAUCGCUACCGAUCCCACUGAAUCCAAAGAUAUCGCAAGAAGUAAUCCAAAAAUUGUUCGACGACUACUCGCUAAACUUGACCAACUCAAAAAAUUCCUCCACAAAAACGUUCGCAAACCACUGAGCUUGUCAGGUAGCCCUGAAAGACUCAACGGGAGCUACUCAAGCUUUUGGUGUGAUGGUCAAGCUUGA